AGAGAGUGAACACACGAACACCGAAACACCAGGACCGGACGGCACAGGACUGUACAGAUUCCCGUGGACUCAUACAUGUGACAUAUGUUCACGUGGAUCGACCAUCAGUGAUAAUAAAUACAGUUUUUAAUAUGUGUGUAAUAUGAGAAUGGAAGACAUGAGCUCGCGCGCACCGGCCUGAUCGCGCGCCGGGCCGAAUCGAACCGAAGUCACCGCACCGCGAUUUAUCAGCUUUUAUUUGUAUAUUCAUUUAAAGUUUUAUAGGAGAGAAGGUGAUAGAUUGAGUUCAAGAGAGAGAGGGGAGUUGUGUUAAAUAUCAGUCACAGAGAUGGAUCCGGACACAACAGCAGACUUCACCGUGGAAAACGUGGAGAAGGCCCUACAUCAGCUUUAUUAUGAUCCCAACAUAGAGAAUAAGAAUCUGGCUCAGAAGUGGCUCAUGCAGGCUCAGGUGUCUCCUCAGGCCUGGCAGUUCUGUUGGGUUUUACUGAGACCAGAGAAGGUCCCGGAGAUCCAGUACUUUGGCGCUAGCGCCCUUCACACCAAAAUCUCCCGCUACUGGGGUGACAUCCCCGCCGAGCAGUAUGACUCACUCAAAUCUCAGCUGUUUUCUCAGAUCGCUUGCUUCGCAUCUGGCUCUAAGAUAGUCCUGACACGCCUGUGCGUGGCACUGGCGUCGCUCGCCCUGAACAUGAUGCCUGAAGCGUGGCCCAGGGCAGUGUCAGAGAUGGUGCGUAAGUUCCAGGAAGAGGGAGGCGAGGUGGAUGGACGUGCCCGCUGUUUGGCCUUGCUGGAACUUCUCACCGUUCUUCCAGAAGAGUUCCAGACCAGUCGGCUACCGCAGUACCGUAAGGGACAGGUAAGGGCCGCUCUGGGUCGUGAGUGGUCGGCUGUUUACCCGCUCCUGCAGCAACUGUUACGGCAGUCGGACUCGCCGGCGCUGGUGAAGGCCCGUGUGCUCAAGUGUCUUUCCAGUUGGGUUCUGCUGGAUGUUCCUCUGAACGAGAGCGAGGGAUUGGUGGAAGCCAGUUUCACGGCACUAGCGGAUCCAGACCUGUUUGAUAUGGCCGUGGAGGCCAUCGUCAACACCAUCUCACAGCCCGACUCUCAAAGGCAUGUGAAUACGUUGCUAAAGCUGGUGCCGCAGGUUCUACAGCUGCAGGAACAGUUGCGAGACGCUGUACAGAAUGGAGAUAUGGAGACGACACACGGCAUCUGUCGAAUCGCCGUCUCUCUGGGAGAGAACCAUUCGAGAGCUCUGCUGGAGCAGGUGGAGCACUGGCAGAGUUUCCUGGCAUUGGUGAACAUGAUCAUGUUCUGUACGGGCAUCCCUGGGCACUACCCCGUCAACGAGACCACCAGCUCUCUCACACUCACAUUCUGGUACACACUACAGGAUGACAUCAUGUCAUUUGAGGCAGAGAAGCAAGCCGUGUAUCUGCAGGUCUACAGGCCUGUGUAUUUCCAGCUUGUAGAUGUUUUGCUCCAUAAAGCUCAGUUCCCUACAGAUGAGGAGUACGCUUCCUGGUCAUCAGAUGAGAAAGAACAGUUCAGGAUCUACAGGGUGGACAUUUCAGACACACUGAUGUAUGUCUAUGAGAUGCUUGGAGCUGAAUUACUCAGUAACCUGUAUGACAAACUGGGACGAGUCCUUACCGACACAGAGCAAACGACAUCAUGGCAGCACACAGAAGCACUCUUGUAUGGAUUCCAGUCCAUUGCUGAAACGAUAGACGUGAACUAUUCCGAUGUCAUACCCGGUCUGAUCGGCCUCAUCCCAAGAAUCAAUAUCAACAAUGUCCAGCUAGCCGACACGGUCAUGUUCACUAUCGGAGCAUUGGCAGAGUGGUUGGCGGAUCAUCCGGUGAUGUUGAGCAGUGUUCUGCCGCUGGUUUUGCAGGCAUUGGGAAAUCCAGACCUUUCAGUUUCCAGCGUCUCCACACUAAAGAAGAUCUGCAGAGAGUGCAAAUUUGACUUGCCCCCAUACGCCAGCAAUAUAGUCGCUGUGUCACAGGAAGUGCUGAUCAAACAGAUCCAUAAGACGAGUCAGUGUAUGUGGUUGAUGCAGGCUUUGGGUUUUCUGUUGUCCGCAUUACCCGUGGAGGAGAUCUUGAGGAACCUUCACUCUUUGAUCACCCCGUACAUUCAGCAGCUGGAGAAACUAGCAGGGGAGACGCCAAACCCCUCAAAUAAACUGGCCAUUAUCCAUAUCCUGGGUCUGCUGUCCAAUCUCUUCACCACGCUGGACAUCACAAAACAGGAGGAGUCCUCUGGAGAGAAUGCCCCGCCUAUCAAAUCAGCCCCUCCGCAAACAGGACCCAACCCUGUGGUGGUGGUGCUACAACAGGUUUUUGCUCUGAUACAGAUGGUACUCAGUAAAUGGCUCAAUGACUCACAGGUGGUGGAGGCAGUGUGUGCUAUCUUUGAGAAGUCAGUGAAAACUCUUCUGCAUGAAUUUACCCCCAUGGUGGCCCAGUUGAGUGAGAUGCUGGGGCAGAUGUACAGUACUAUACCACAAGCGUCUGCGCUGGACUUAACGCGCCAGAUGGUGCACAUAUUUGCCAGUGAAACGGAUCAUUUUCCUCCAAUCAAAGCGCUGUUUGAACUGGUCACUUCUGUCACACUGACCAUCUUCCAGCAAGGGCCCAGGGAUCAUCCUGAUAUUGUUGAUUCAUUUAUGCAACUCCAAGCUCAGGCCCUCAAACGGAAGCCAGAUUUAUUCUUCUCAGAGAGUCUUGAUGUGAAAGCGGUUUUCCACUGUGGAGUGCUGUCACUAAAAUUUCCAGAAGCUCCCACUGUCAAAUCUACCUGCCUUUUCUUUACGGAACUAAUAGCGCACUGUGCAGACAUCCCUCGUGUCGGUCAGUUGGUGCAGGAAGACGGUAAACUCCUCCUGCUGGCCGUCCUGGAGGCUAUUGGAGGUCAGUCGUCCCGCAGUCUGAUGGAUCAGUUUGCAGAGGUGUUGUUUUGUCUGAAUAAACACUGUUUCGCUCUGCUGACGGUGUGGCUGAAAGAAGCUCUGCGCUCUCCGGGCUUCCCAUCCUCACGGGUCUCAGACGAGCAGAAAGACACUUUCAGCCAACAGGUGCUAAGAGAGCGAGUAAACAAGCGUCGAGUGAAGGACAUUGUGAAGGAGUUCACACUGGUGUGCCGCGGACUUCACGGAACGGAGUACGCCGCUGACUACUAAACCACACUCGGACACGAAGUCCAAGACAACCCAAAACUUCAAUUCCCAGAAGCCUUCACUGCAACGCAAAAGACAUGAAUGAUACAGUGCCAGAACUGUCAUAGAGGCGUGUGCAGCGACAGGCCUCGGGAUCAUCCUUUAACUCUCCCUCUAUCUCUCUCUCUCUCUCUCGCUCUCACUGGAUCAUUUUUGAUGUUCCUAUACGGACAUCCGAAGAGCAAACACGCCUCCUCCUCCUCCUCCUCACUGCAUCUCACGGCAUGUUCACUGAAAACGUUCCUUUAUUCUCCCACGUUCAAGAUCUUCCGUGGCUCUUGGGCCGUUUCCUGUGAUCAUUUGCAUCCGUUCGAACCAAGAAAUGUUAGCUAAAUGUUUUAUUUUUUAUUUUAAAGAUACUGAAAUAAAGAAGCGUAUAUAUAAACACACACGUAUAUCUAAACAAAUGUAAUAAUCUAGUAAACUGUGGGUUGUGCUGCUAACAGAGAGAGGGACCAAUGCAGACUGAUGUCUCUCUGUGGCUUUAUUUAUCUCUAUAUCUCUGUCUGUUUAACCCCUCGCGCUCUUUUCUGCCAAAAUGUUGUGAACCUUUUUUUAAUGAAAUGAUUAUAAUGAUUGUUUUUGAUAUAAUAGGUCAGCAGCAUAUUGGGGGACUAGUAAAGACGCUAAACAACGAAUGAGAGAGAGAAAGUUACGCCAUGUCCAGUUCACCCCCAAAAAAAUCAUUUAUUAACACUCGUGUUGUUCCAAAACUGUAUGACGACUUUUGGAACACAAAAGGAGAAUUUUUGAAGAAUAUUUUGGCUGCUCUUUCCUUGAUGCUGUCAAGAUCUAAAGUGAAGAAUGCACCAUAAAAGUAGACUUGUGCACGCACGAUAGUUUUACGACCGAAAUCUGGGUCGUUAUUCACUGAAAAUCUUGCCGCCAUGCUUGAGAGCACAGUGAAGGGAAAGGUUUUCAGAAAAUAACUAAAAUACUUGAUAUUAAUUGGAAUAUUGUGCAUAAAACGUACAGAUUGUUUUUAUGAAACUUAUGGAUUUUCUAGCUUAACAUCACCAGUCCCUAUUCACUGUCAUUAUAUGGAAAAGAUCGGUCAGAAAAUUCUUCAAAAGCUCUCCUUUUGUGUUUUACAGAAGAAAGUCAUGCGGGUGUACAACGACAUGAAAGCGAGUAAAUAAUGACAGAAAUUUCAUUUUUGGGUGAACUAUCACUUCAACGUCAGGGUGUUGUGUCUGAUUGGCCCAGCAGUAGCUCUGUGAUUUGGUUGGAUGUCCAUCCGCCUGUCUGUGCAUAGAAGCUUGUGCAAAUCACUCCCAGCAAUAUUUUGAGUGCACUUAGUAAGGAAUAAAACACAAAUCCAUUCAUGGUUCAGCAUGGCUGGUCUCUCUCUCUCUCUUUCUCGUUUGCACCCGGCUGCUGCCUGUUGACAUGUAGCAUGUGUGUUGCGUUACAUACAGGCCCGUAAUAUAACGUGUCAUAUAAUCAGUGGAAUGAGGGCUGUUCUGUUCUGUGUUUAUUUACUUGCGAGUUACAGAGGAAGAACAAACAAAGGGAGUGACGGAGAUGUGAAAUGUACAUUAGUUUUUUUUUGUUUGUUUUUUUGUACUUUGUUUUAAUUUAUUAAAUACGUCUAAGAUGGCAGAACUGGCUUCUGUGGUGUGUGUGGGGGGGAG
Messenger RNA from Xyrauchen texanus (razorback sucker), 4860 nucleotides. It is a transcript of the gene ipo13b, whose product is annotated as importin 13b. The record is from RefSeq and is a predicted model, not a curated record. The transcript is spliced from 21 exons. Gene Ontology annotation, molecular function: small GTPase binding. The coding region runs from base 329 to 3190 and encodes 953 amino acids. Gene Ontology annotation, biological process: protein import into nucleus. Lineage: Eukaryota; Metazoa; Chordata; Actinopteri; Cypriniformes; Catostomidae. Gene Ontology annotation, cellular component: nuclear membrane; cytoplasm.